Prorocentrum cordatum is the source of this 3016-nucleotide messenger RNA. The record is from the annotation of a GenBank genome assembly. NCBI's taxonomy places the organism in Eukaryota, Dinophyceae, Prorocentrales, Prorocentraceae.
UGUUUGGGCCCAGGCCGGAGGCAAUGCGCCGGGCCGGGCCGCGAGGGCACCCAGGGCCUCGGGGCGCGAUGCAGCUGGCGGUGGCAGGAGGCCGCCUGCUGGCGCUGCUGGUCCUGCCGCUGCCCCUGGCGCGGGCGCAGCACGGCCCCUCGCACCAGGAGGUCCUGGGCCUCGACCCAGAGGCGACGGUCCUGGAGGCGCAGCUGAAGUACGUCAACCUCACCAACACCUACAGGCCAUCGGAGAAGCAGGGGCCAGAGGCCCGGAAGCGCUUCGCCCAGGUGCAGGAGGCCUUCGCGCAGCUGGCCGGCGAGGAUGCGGUCCUCCAGGAGGAGACGCUGAGCAUGGUCGACUACUGGGAGCACGUGCAGCUCGUGGACAGCGACCCUGCGUUGGAGCGCUUCGCCGAGCUCCAGCCCGGCGGCUCGGGCCACCUGCGCAUCAUCUUCCUCGUCGAGAACGCGCAGCAGCGCCACUGGAGCAUCUUCACGACCGCCGCGCGGCUGCACGGCCGGGUGAAGGUGGCUCAGCUGAGCCCGGGCAGCGCGUACGGCGCCCUGCUGCGCAGCUUCAAGGUGAAGCAGCACCCCGCGGUCGUGUUCUUCGACCCACUGUCGAGGGUGUCCAAGGUCGGCUACGGCUUCGACGGUGUUCAGCAGCAGGCGGAGCGCCUGCUGCGCGGGCAACACGGCCCCGAAGACUACAUCGCGCGCGUGCAGGAGUUCGACCAGGAGUCCUUCGAGUGGCGCUGCGAGGGGGGCUGCGACUGGACGCUGCUGUUCGCCACCACCGCCGCCAAGGAAUAUCAGGACUUCUCCAGCGCCCUCAGGCCCUUCGUGGAGGCGUGCAAGAUGCUGCACUACUCGCAGCAGGCCUUCGGCGCCUCCUCCGCCUGCUUCUGGCUGCGGCUGGACAGGGCGCCCGCGUGGAGGAGCCUGCUGGAGGCACGCGGCGCCGACCUCGCCGGCGGCACGGCCAUUAGCGCCAUGUGGAGUGGAGGUCCUCCGGGCGAGGCGGGCGCAAAGGCACUGCUGGUGUUGCCGAAGGGCACAGCGGGCGGGACGGCGGUGGAGCUGCAGGUUUGGUUGUCGGACAGGAUGAAGACGGGCAUCGACUCCAUGGACGGGCUGAGGCUGCCAGGGCCGCCGCCGCCGCUUCCCCUGGCGCUGGAGCCCUGGGAGGAGGCGACGCAGAAGGGCUCCUGGGCCGCCGAGCUGUGGGCGGACGCGGUCGCGGCGCUUGAUUCCGCCGGGGCCGCCAAAGUGGUGGCGUUCUGGCAGGACGUGCAGAGGUGGGACCAAGAGGACCAGACCAUGCUCGCCGGCGGCGUCAUGCUCGUGGUCCUGGGGCUCUUCUUCCUCUGCAGGGCCUGCUGUUGCGGUGGCGGUGGGCGACCGACUGAGGAGCAGGCGCUUCAGGUAGCCCCCGUGGUGGCAGUGGCGCUGCACAAGGCAGAAGGCGAGAAGCUCGGCAUAAGCUUCCCAUCGUCUGGAGGGGCGGGGCUCAACGUCAGCGAUGUGGACGAGGCGGGGCUCAUGGGCAGGUGGAACUCAUGCCAGCCCGACCUGGAGCGGCGUGUGCAGACGGGAGAUCGUAUCGUGUGGGUAUCGGGCAGGGACGCUGCCGGCAAGACGCUCAUGGCCACCAGCCGCCAAGCCAUGGUCAACACGCUGAAGGGCACAGGUGACAUCUCGCUGGGCAUCGCGGCCAAGCGCUUCGCCCAGCCGGUCCAGUGCAUCCGUGGCACGGUGGUGCUCAAGGGGCUCAGCCUGCAGGAGGCGAUCGACUUUGGGCCCCCGUCCCGCAGCACGGGGGGCGACGCCUCCGACGCCAUCGCCGUGGAGGUCACGGCGCUGCGCCCGCCGCUGGAGGCGUGGAACGCUCGGCAGCGGGAGCUGGGCAGCUGCUGCACCCAGCGCAUCGAGGUCGGGGAUCGCAUCGUCUCCGUGAACAGCUCCACCGACGUGCGGUCGGGCCUCUCCGCGAGGGACCCCACUGUGGUGAUGGCUCGGUUCCGGCCCCAGGGCGUGGUGCGCACCGACGCGCUCGACGUGAACAUCGAGCGUUCUGGGCCAGAGGACCGACUGGGCCUGCACAUCCGGAACCGACCUGGCGACGCCGCCGAGAUCGAGGUGCUGGAGGUCGUGGACGGGGGCAUGGUGUCCCGCUGGAACGCCGGGGGCGGCCGCCCGGUCUUCGCUGGCGACCGGCUGGUGGCCGUGAACGGUGCCAGGGACAGGCCGGGCAUGCAGGCGGCGCUGCAGACUGGCAAGGCCACCCUCACCUUCCAGCGCUACGCGGACGACGGCGCCGCCGCGGGCCCCGGCGCGGCCGGCGGUCCCGGCUUCGCAGGGCACCCCAGCGUGUUGCAGACGCCUUCCGUCGGCGCCGGGCCCGCUGCCAUGGGGGGCGCUGGCCCCCAAGGCCAGCUCGGCGCGAAGCAGGCGCCCGCUGCGCUGAGCGGCGCCGCGGCGCCCGCGGCGGCCGGGGGAGGCGGGUGCCUGAUGCUGCUAGCCGGCGUGCUGGCGGCGGCCGCGUUCGGGGUGGCCGGACUGGCGGCGGACGGCAUGCCAUCGCCGCACACGGUGCGGAUGGUGGUCGGUGGGGGCAGGCAGGCCAUGCCAGCGUCCUUCAGGGCGUUCAUGGUGCAGAUACGCCCCGAGUUGUACGACAGCAUCGCGGUGCUUUUCCUCUUCGCUGGCUGCGCACUCACCGUCAGCUUCUUCUGGUGCGAGCUGACCGCGAGCACGGAUCGAAAGUGUUUUGCAUUUAUUUUCCAGAUAUUCCAGGCACUGCUUGCAUCCAUUUUCCUAGGGCAGGGUAGUGUUUUUUUGCUCACCUGGGCCGGCGCAUACGUGUGAGUUGGCUCAGCAGACCCAUUGGAUCUAUGCAGAUGUAAAUCACUUUAUUCCUGAUGCUAUUGAACCUGUUGCUGCUGCUGCUGCUGCUGCUGCUGCUGGUGAUUCUCCUUCUCCCGCUCUUUCUCGUGCAUGCUGCUGCGCACAAAAUUCACAGU